UGGCCCAAAAUUUUAUUGCCUUGACUUGGAAAAUGAAUUUCCUAAGUGCAGCUUUGGAAAUUAUACGUAUAUAUUGGUGAAUGAGCAUUGGCAUGAUCGCUGAAACGACAAAUAAAAAGAUAAACUUGCAAAGAAGAACGAGUAUUGGAACACAGAGAUUUUCAGUCACUUUUUUCUCAGCUUAAUUAGCCAUGUUCGCCAAGCGCCUCUUGCAGAAGGCCGUGCAUCACUCUCAGCAAAACCUGCAACAAGGCAGUUUGACUCCAGAAGACUUGGACCCGAGAGUAGCAGUUCACUAUGGUAUCCCAUCUACGGCCUCCAUUCUUGCUUUUGAUCCCUUUCAGCGCCUUUUAGCCAUUGGAACACUGGAUGGAAGGAUUAAAGUUAUUGGCGGUGAUGGUAUUGAAGGACUUCUUAUAUCCCCAAAGCAAAUACCAUACAAAAACAUUGAGUUUUUGCAAAACCAGGGUUACUUAGUCAGCAUCUUAAAUGACAAUGAUAUUCAGGUUUGGAAUCUUGAGAGCAGGUGCCUAGUUUCUUGUUUACAGUGGGAAGCCAAUAUCACUGCUUUUGCUGUAAUCCAUGGCUCUAACUUCAUAUAUGUUGGUGAUGAGUAUGGUACAAUGUCUGUGGUAAAGUACUAUGUCGAAGAUGGAAAGCUUUUGCAGCUGCCCUAUCAAAUAUCUGCAAAUUCUAUUAGUGAGGCCGCUGAGUGUCCAUUUCCUAGCGACCAACCUAUCGUUGGAAUUCUUCCUCAACCUUAUACUUCAGGAAAUAGAGUACUUAUUGCCUAUCAGAAUGGGCUGGUUGUUCUUUGGGAUAUUUCUGAAGGUCGAAUCGUCUUCGCUGGAGGUGGUAAGGAUCUCCAAUUGAAGGAUGAAGUUUUUAAAGCAUCAAAUGAGGUGAAUAAUAACUCUCCAGAAGAAAUACCAGAACAUUAUCUGGGAGAGAAAGAGAUAAGUGCUCUUUGCUGGGCAUCUUCCCGGGGGUCCAUUCUUGCUGUGGGAUAUGUAGAUGGAGAUAUUUUGUUUUGGAAUACGUCAUCGGCUGUUUCUAAUAAAGGUCAACAAGCAUUGUCAUUGUCUAACAAUGUUGUUAAGUUACGAUUAUCAUCUGCCGAAAGAAGACUUCCUGUCAUUGUUCUACAGUGGUCUUCAAGUCAUAAAACCCGUAAUGAUUAUGAUGGCCAACUGUUUAUCUAUGGUGGUGAUGAAAUAGGAGCUGAAGAAGUUCUGACGGUUUUAACUCUUGAAUGGUCGUCUGGAUUGGAGUCUUUAAGAUGUGUUGGUCGUGCAGACAUUACACUUACUGGCUCUUUUGCAGACAUGAUUUUAUUUCCAAGUGAUGGGACAACAAGGACUAACCACAAAGCUGAUGUUUUUGUCUUGACAAACCCUGGGCAAUUGCAUUUUUAUGAUGAUGAUAGUCUGUCUGCCUUGAUUUCCCAGCAAAAGCAAGAGAAAAAACAGUCUUUUGCUGCUAUGGAAUUUCCUGCAGUGAUACCUACAAAUGAUCCUGCCAUGACAGUUGCAAAACUUAUGAAGCUACCUGCUGCGGAAAACUCAUUAAAGAUCCUGUCAGAGUUAACCUCAGUUAUGAAACUUCAUUCGAUGUCGAUCCCAGCUGGUGGUGCCAAGUGGCCCUUGACUGGGGGUGUCCCCAGUCAAUUGUCCACCAGUAAAGAUCAUGUGAUCAAAAGAGUGUAUCUGACAGGUUAUGCGGAUGGAUCUGUCCGCAUUUGGGAUGCCACGUAUCCAGUGUUAUCUUUCAUUUAUCUUUUCGAAGGCGAGGUGCAAGGUAUUAAAGUGGCUGGUUCAAGUUCUCCAAUAUCAGAAAUGGAUUUCUGCUUCUUCACUUUACGUCUGGCUCUUGGCAAUGAAUGUGGUUUGGUUCGUAUUUAUAACUUGAAAGGCUGUCAGGAUGGGACAAACUUCCACUUUGUUACAGAAAACAAAAAUGAAGUUCACAGAUUGUCUCAAGGAAAAGGGCCUCAAUGUAUCGCUGUUUUUUCUCUUCUCAACUCUCCAGUUCAAACACUAAAAUUUGUGCAUUGUGGGGCUAAGCUUGCUGUGGGCUUUAAAUGUGGCAGUGUCACUGUAAUUGACAUGAGUUCCUUAUCAGUUAUCUUCUUCAUAGAUGAUGUAUCUUGCUCUAAGUCUCCAGUCAUUUCAUUAAGUUGGCAAGAAAUUGUAAAUGCCCAUAGCCUUUUGAAGAGCCCAAAGCACUCUGAGGCUAAUACUCAGGAGAGCUUUAUUGAGGAAGUAAUGUUUAUCUCCACCAAGGAUGCCAAGAUUAAUUUGAUUGAUGGUCACACUGGUAAAUCUAUCUGCUCACGGCCGUGGAACAUGAAAAAAGAAUUGGUUGCAAUUUCAAUGUAUGUUAUAGAGGGGAAUACUUCUACUUCUAAGUUAUGGAAUGAAAACCAGCCAAAAGACUCCUUCAAGGAUACUGCUGCCAAGAAUGAGCCCGCUUCGGACAAUUCUCAGGUUGGAAUAAAUUCACAUGAGAUGGAACAUGACUCUUGUCCAGAAAAUUCUUACCCUGGGGAAAACUUGCUGGAUUUGUUUGUUUUGCUGUGUUGUGAGGAUUCACUGCGCUUGUACUCUACAAAAUCUGUAAUUCAGGGAAAUGACAAACCCAUACAUAAAGUGAAACAUGAAAAACCAUGUUGUUGGACUUUUACUCUUAAGAAAGAUGGAAAAGUUGAGGGAUUAGUCUUGCUGUUUCAAAAUGGAGCAAUGGAAAUCAGGUCUAUACCAGACUUGGAACUGAUAAAAGAAAGCUCAUUGAUGUCAAUUUUAAGAUGGAAUUUCAAGGCAAACAUGAAUAAAUUGAUGAGUUCUUGUGAUAAUGGACAGAUCACACUGGCAAAUGGGUGUGAAGUGGCAUUUGUCUCGCUAUUAUCUAGUGAAAAUGAUUUAAGGAUUCCAGAGUCUUUGCCUUGUCUCCAUGAUAAAGUUCUUGCAGCUGCUGCUGAUGCUGCCUUGAAUUUCUCUCUAAACCAGAAGAAAAAGCAGGUACAAAGAAAUAAUCAGUUUCAGAAAAAGCAGGGCACUGCACCUGGGAUUAUAGGUGGUAUCGUCAAAGGCCUUAAGGGCGGGAAAACUGCUCAUACAGUGGAUUUCACUACAACACAAUCAAUUCAUGAUCAUCUAGAGAAAAUAUUUUUGAAGUCUCCACAUACAGAUGCAUCUCCAUCAGAAGAUCAGGAAGCAGAUGUGGAGCUUUAUAUAGAUGAUAUUGAAAUUGAUGACCCUCAGCCAGUAGGAUCUACUUCAUCGCAUGAUCUUAAAAACGUAAAUAAAGGAAAAGAAUCCGAAAGAGAAAGACUAUUUGAAGGCGGGACUGACGAUAUAAAGCCCAGGCUAAGAACUCCUCAAGAAAUUAUGGCCAAAUAUAGAAAGGCUGGGGAUGCUUCUGCGGCGGCUGCACAAGCAAGGAAUAAACUCAUGGAAAGACAGGAAAAACUUGAGAGAGUCAGCAGGCGCACUGAAGAGCUGCAAAAUGGAGCUGAAGACUUCGCAUCUAUGGCAAACGAGCUUGUCAAGACACUGGAAAAUCGAAAAUGGUGGCAAAUAUGAUCAAUUUGGAUUCAUGCUCUGUAUUUUCACUCGGUUUUGUGUAGGGGAAUGGAGUACGGAGUACCUGGAGGACAUAUUUAUAAUCCUUGGUCACUGAGCAUCCGGAGGAACAUUGUCAAGUUGGUGGUGUCCGGUUAGCCGUUAAUUAAGGAUAUGAUCUGCAACUUGGUACCAGGAUUCAAUAGUUUAGUUUCGUUGCAAAGUUACAAUGUAUAGCUGUUAUUGUUUUUAGUGCAAAUUACAUUGGGCGCUUCAAUGUCUUUGUGGGAUUUGUUGAAUAUUUACCGUAAGGGUAUAAGAUGUGAGAAUACCACACCCAUACAAAUAAUAAUGAAUUAUUCGCAA
Messenger RNA from Ziziphus jujuba (common jujube), 3926 nucleotides. RefSeq lists its product as uncharacterized. The transcript has 24 exons. Gene Ontology annotation, cellular component: cytoplasm; plasma membrane. Bases 192 to 3581 code for a protein of 1129 amino acids. Gene Ontology annotation, biological process: regulation of exocytosis. NCBI's taxonomy places the organism in Eukaryota, Viridiplantae, Streptophyta, Magnoliopsida, Rosales, Rhamnaceae. Gene Ontology annotation, molecular function: syntaxin binding; myosin II binding; GTPase activator activity. The record is from RefSeq and is a predicted model, not a curated record.